Molecule: messenger RNA, 9332 nt
Organism: Poecilia latipinna (sailfin molly)
Lineage: Eukaryota; Metazoa; Chordata; Actinopteri; Cyprinodontiformes; Poeciliidae
Gene: tet2
Product: tet methylcytosine dioxygenase 2
Exons: 10
Coding region: 511-5802 (1763 amino acids)
Biological process (GO): positive regulation of transcription by RNA polymerase II; myeloid cell differentiation; chromosomal 5-methylcytosine DNA demethylation, oxidation pathway
Cellular component (GO): nucleus
Molecular function (GO): DNA 5-methylcytosine dioxygenase activity
Source: RefSeq, a predicted model, not a curated record
UCAGGGCAGCCAUCAAAGUGUUCACUAUUGUGUACGGCUGAGGAAGGAAGAAAAAAAAAAGAGGGAGCUGAGGGGAGGAAAGAAAACCUGUAUCUUUGUGUGAGAAGGACUCAGCAGGAAAGUGUUUUUGUGAAUUAUUAUUUUUUUUCUCUUUUCAGAGGUUGUUGCCACAGCCGGGCUUUUCUCCCAGAGCUACAGGAAGAUCUUGUCCGCUUUUAUAUUUACCAUAACUGCCUUACACUCGACUGACACACAAGUGUGCUCCUCCAGCCGGCAAAACAGCGACACCCGGGCUUCUCCUGAUGAUGAGAGCCAACGUCAGACUGGUUUCCAUGAAUAUUGAUGUGGAGCAUAGACUGUUUCAUAGAACAGAAGGAGGCAAGAUGGCUGCCCUUUAGGAUUUGUUAAAGAGGCGAUCCAGACAAUUUGCUGGAAUUUCUACAAAGUGGAGGGACAUAAACAGAAGGUGGGACAAAGGGCAGCCUGACGUAUGGGCUCUGAGCAGGACAGAUGGAAACAGAAGAGGCCAAGCAUGAGGCGGAAGAAAGUUUAAUGUUGGGACAGUUUGGAGCAUCUCACCAUCAUUCUCACAAAUUCCAGAAUGGAGCUCGGUGUUCACAGGAGGAUUCUGUGCAGAUCAGCGACAGUGAAAGCUGGAUUACUGGUGUGGUGCAUUAUGAACCCAGCAAAGCUGCUGGCUCCAUGAAGAGGUACAGAGAGAACUGCAACAUUCCCACUUCAGAACAAGCAUUGUUCCAACCGGGAUUCUUCAAGAUGAACGGAGACUUAAUGAACGGAGAGUUGAAGCAUGGAUUCGCAGAGCAGUCCUUAGCGGUCCACCAAAGUAAGAAAAUAAAAGUAGAUGGUGAAAUGAAAGAAAACGGUGACUCAAGCCGUAGUUUUGUGAAAAACUUCUCUGAGUUGACAAAGAAAACUGAAAUGGAACAGUCUUCUGUUCAGACUGAUAUUAAUUUUGAUAUAAGAAACUGUCACAUACCUAACAGGGAUAUUUUCAGCCGACCACGAAAUAAGUCUGUUCCAAACGGUGCUGUAUCAUCUUCCUCAACCAUAGAAAGUACUCCCGGUGAUCUGUUGGAAAAAACCUUGUCUCAGUAUUAUCCUGAGCAAGUCUCCAUUGCACCACAAGCAUCUGGAUCACAGCUGGAUACUGUCAAUGUCUCACUCGCCACACGCUCAGUUGGUGAAGGUGCUCAACCCCCUGCUGUAACCUCAGGGCUGCCGGAGUCGCAGCAGCAGCCGCCUGCAGCAUCCGCAGAAGGCGUCAACAGCUACAACUCUGUCAACUAUUUAGUGAAUGGAUAUUCUAGUAACUUUGGAGUAAAUCAACAGCAACAGCCUUCAUCUUGCUCUGGUCAAGAGAUAGUUCUGGGGGCACAACAGCAUCCCAGUGGGGCACAAUGUUUUCCAGACAACACAAACCCUCAAGGUACAUAUACAAAAACCCAGCAGGAAUACAAUCCAAGGUCUUUUCUGAACCACAAUAAUCCCUCGCAGGCUGCAGAGGCGGGUGGAUAUGGAUCUCUUCUUAAUUCCGGUGCAAAUGAGAACAGCCAAAAUGACAAUGGAGCUGGUCUGUAUCAUGACACCAACAUGGGAAUCCAGUACGGGACUCAAGCUCAGAAUUUCCAGGAUAACUCUGGACGACAACAUCAACCCGAUGGUCAAAUAGGAAACAGCCUCCAGCAGCAAAAUCACUCUGUGUCAGUAAACGGUGUGGAGGAUGCACAUCAACAAAGAGUCAACAUUUCAUGUUCCACUCCCAGCCAAACUAAUUGGAUAGAAAGGAAUCUGUCACAUUCCCAGCAGCAGCCAACCCAGUGCACAGCAUCCCAGGCAAAAGAGCAAGACAUGUGGAGAGCUAAGCCUCAGUCAGAACAGCAGACCACCAGCCCCCAAGUUCAAAACCAGAUACUAGAGCCAAACCAAGCGCAAAGGUUCAGGGAAACGCAGACACAAGGACUUUUCACAGACGCCGGCCGAGGGUCUAACGGCUCGCUUCAAAAACAGCCGGACUGUCUACCUGCUCACAUGCAGUCUGCUCCAGUUCAGCACAACACUGCCCCUGAGUGGCUGCAGUCCAACUCUAAAGCACCCCAGAUGCAGCAACAUUUACUCCAGAAAAUGCCUGAGACAAAAAACUUCCCUCAGAAUCAGCAAUCUAACUGCUACCUCUCCCCAAUGCAAUCAGAGCACUUACACAAGGACAAAGACUUGCAGGAGAUAUUGUCAGUAGAGUUUUUAACAACACAACAGCAGCACUGUCACCUUCAACGCCCGCUGUCCCACCCACCGCAGUUUGAAGCCCAGCAGCUCAAAUCUCCCACCUACAGACCUCGCAGCCAGCCUCCACCAGGCCAACACCAGCCUCAACCAGACCAGCCUUUCAGUAACAACCAUCAACACACUGACCAAUCAGCAUUCACCUACAAUAACACAGAGAUGCAACAGCCACAACAUCAAAGACAGUGUCUUGAAAACUCAGGCAGCCAAAACCUCAAACAGUUUCAACCACAGCAGCCUAAGAACCACUGCCAUGAGCCCAACCAGGUGGACUUAGCCCAGACUUCUUCACAGUCACAACCUCACCUACCGCAGGGUCUGUUCAGCCAACAGUCAGGAACACGGAUGUAUCCCAAAGCCGAGGAGCAGGCGAGGGCUUCUUGCGCCCAGUUCCAAACAGGACCUCGACUACCUCUGGGACCAGCAAGUCCCCAUGCUGACUUUCAGAGGCAUGCGGCUCUUCGCAUGCGUCUUUUACAAAGGCAGGAACGUCACGGCCCUUCUCAACUCCCUCAAAGCCCAGUUGACUCCAAACAAAACCUCAGAGCUGUAAAAAUGGAAAACGGCCCCAGAUUCGAGCUGCCCACCUCACGGCAGCAGGAACAGCCGUUUAUGACCCGUGAUGCAGGGAUGGGUGGGAUCAAGAUCAAGACUGAAAAUCAACAGUCACUAUGUGUUCAGGACAGGAAGCCAGGGAACAUCAUUGCCUCUAUGGAACAAAGCUUGAGGCAGUACGAGCUCUCGAAUCUAUUCGAGAAGAAACCUCUCGUUGUUAAUUCAUCAAAUAAAGUCAAAGUGGAAUCCUCAGGCCCUGUCACCAUACUAUCAACCAACAUGGAUAUGAGUGGGGCAGACUCAGCGGCCACAGCAGCUUCUGUUUUGAAAAAUACCCUCGACUCCACUCCCAAGAAGGAACAGCUCCUUAAAAAUUUCAUAGAUUCCCCCAUGAAGUUGUUAGAUACCCCUGUAAAGAAUCUUCUGGAUACCCCCAUGAAAACUCAAUAUGAGAUCGCAUCGUGCCACUGUGUUGAUCAAAUCAUUGAGAAGGAUGAAGGUCCAUAUUACACUCAUUUGGGCUCAGCACCUACUGUCGCUGGCAUUCGAGAGCUGAUGGAGAAAAGGUCUGGCAUCACUGGGCGAGCCAUCAGGAUUGAGAAAGUAAUUUACACCGGCAAGGAGGGGAAAAGUACACAAGGAUGCCCCAUAGCCAAAUGGGUGAUUCGGCGAUCCAGUGUAGAGGAAAAGCUACUGGUUUUGGUGCGUGAACGUACCGGUCACAGAUGUGACACUGCCUGCAUCAUAAUUGUAAUUCUGGUCUGGGAAGGCAUCCAGCCCAGCUUGGCUGACCGCCUUUAUCUCGAGCUCAGUGAAACUCUAACAAAACACGGAGCUGAUACGCAGAGACGCUGCGCUUUCAAUGAGGAGAGGACCUGUGCAUGCCAGGGCUUUAAUCCUGAAGCCAAGGGCGCGUCUUUCUCUUUUGGCUGCUCUUGGAGCAUGUACUAUAACGGCUGCAAGUUUGCCCGAAGCAAAAUCCCGAGGAAGUUUAAGCUACUAGGAGAUGAUGUCAGAGAGGAAGAGAAACUUGAGAAAAGUUUUCAGAAUUUGGCAACAUUACUGGCUCCUUUGUAUAAAAUUAUGGCCCCUGAAGCCUAUGGAAACCAGGUAGAACAUGAGCACAGGGCCCCAGAUUGUCGCCUAGGGAUCAAGGAGGGACGGCCUUUUUCCGGAGUGACUGCAUGUUUGGAUUUUUGUGCCCAUGCUCAUAGAGACCUCCACAACAUGCAGGGAGGAAGCACUGUGGUGUGCACAUUAACGAGGGAGGAUAAUCGAGAAAUUGGAAAGAUACCAGAAGAUGAGCAGCUCCACGUCUUACCUCUUUACAAGGCUUCGAACACCGACGAGUUCGGCAGUGAGGAGGGCCAACAGGAAAAAAUAAAAUCAGGGGCCAUUCAAGUCCUCAGUGCCUUCCGUCGUCAGGUGCGCAUGCUUGCAGAGCCUGCCAAGUCUUGCCGGCAGAAGAAACUGGAUGCGAGAAAAGCGGCUGCCAACAAGAAUGCCAUGCUGGAAAGCUCAAAUGACAAGGCAGAAAAGGCCCUUUUGGCCAAGGCAAAGGCUGGCAAUUAUGAGAACACUGUCCAGAGCACUCCAUUUACAGGUGCUGUGGGAGCCCCCCUUCAGUCAGGUCACCCAUCAUACCCCCUCGGGGUCAUGCCGCAGCAAAUUCAGCAACCACAGCACCAGGGCAUGUACCCCCCUUAUCCUUCCUCACCAAACGCUGCUCUCCCAAGGUUCUCUAACAGUCCUGGCUCUUUUCCAGGCUCUCCAAAGCCAGGAAGCAUGUACACCGCUCAGCCAUCAACACCAGCCAGCCAUUUCCUCUCUUCACUUCCAAACUCAUACAUGAAUGGGCCAAAUCGUCCACAACCAGGUCACCAAUGUAACGGAGGAAUGGCAGUUGAAAGUUACCAUCAGUUCUAUGCACCAAACCAAAAUCAGCUGGACGUGUACCGCCAACAGCGGCCAGCGUUUUUCCCCGAGCAGCAGUAUGGCGUCCAACAACGCUUUGAGCUCAAUUAUCCAUCUAGGUACAGUCAACCAGGCUUCCAAGUCAAUGGUUACAGUGCCAUGCGUCCACCUCAGCCCAUGAGACACUAUGGUCCUUUUGGCAACAACAGAACCUCAGAUGCCCGGUUCAUUGACACCCUAACAGGAGCGCCCUCUGUUCAUGGUGGCAUGGAUUAUGCACUUGCUGUAAGUAAAGCCAAUCAGUUUGGAGAAUACCCAAGUUCAUACUUGCCUCAGAGUCCACACAUCCCAGGCCGUGAUUCCUUCCCUAUGCAACUUAAUACAGACGUGGCCAUGCCUAAUCCACAGAUGCUCCCAGCUCAAAUCAGCAGUGGCUGCUUAAACCCUGAAACACAGUCAGGGUUGGGUCUUCCCAAUGGUGGACAUAUAUCCUCCAAUAUUAAGUCGGAGCCUGGAGCGCCUCAGACACCCACGACCCCCAAAAAACCAGAAAUGUGGUCAGACAACGAGCACAACUUCUUGGAUCCUGAGAUCGGUGGUGUGGCUGUAGCUCCAAGUCAUGGCUCUGUACUCAUUGAGUGUGCAAAACGAGAGCUGCAUGCCACAACGCCCCUCAAAAACCCAGACCGCAACCACCCAACACGCAUUUCACUUGUCUUCUACCAGCACAAGAAUCUGAAUGAGGCAAAGCACGGGCUGGCCAUGUGGGAAGCUAAGAUGGCAGAAAAGGCUCGCGAGAAGGAAGAAGAGGCCGAGAGGAAUGGCGGGGAAGGGACUCCGAGCAAGAGCAGCAAGAAGGGGGGGAAGCGGGAGCAUUCGGAGUCUUCAGAGGCUACCGGAGAACCGCCAUACAAGCGUUUUAUAAGGGCACUAAUGGAAGGAUCGUCAUCAUCGUUCACAACUAAUACUCACGUCAUGACAACUCCAUAUGCAUUCACCAAGGUCACAGGGCCUUACAGUCAGUUUGUGUAGAAAACAGCCUCUAAGGAACUUGAAGGUGCUGCAACCCAAACCACAUGCAUCAAAUCGCUAUCGGCAACCUUCCGAUGGAAAAACAAAUGUGCUAUGUUUCUCAACUCACACAGCCGAGCUUUACUAGUUGAUCCUACUGAGGUAACUAUUGCAAUACCAGAAAAACAGUGGUGCUUUCAGUCUAACACACAAGGAACUUUUUCAGCUGAAAACAAAGUUUCUUUUAAUGGUGGCUUUAUUUUUCUUACAAAAUUUCUAAUAUUUGCAUAAAACACUGACUUUCAAAAGUCUAAGACUCACGGUGCUGAAAAGUAUGCUUAUCACCACUUUCAAAUGCCUUCACACUAAAACCAGACUACACUCUACAAGAGACUCACAGUUCAUCUACUGGUCACUGUCUAAAAUCAACCGACAGUGAAAUCUUGAGCAUCUCCAUCAUUUUUAAGAAGUCAGUGUUUCUUAAGAGCACUUUUUUUUUCUUUAAUUUUUGAGUUUAAUGUUUCAGACAUUAAAUGAAAAAUUACAAUCUCAUCAUGCUGUAUAGCAAAUAUGUACAGGUGCAUCUCAGUAAAUUAGAAUACCUUCAAAAAUGUAAUUUAUUUUAGUAAUUCAGAGCAAAGCAGUUAAACCCACUUAAUAGGCCCAUUACAGAGUGAUGUAUCUGAAGUGUUUAUUUCUGUUGCUUUCAGUGAUUAUGGCUUACUGCAAAUGAAAACUAAUUUAUUAGCUUCUUAGCUUUUCUUCAUAAAAAAACAAUCAAGAAAUUUUUUUCAUAUUGAAAUCUGGGUCUGUAUUAAAGUAUGUCUUUGUUGACGGUUUUUGCAUAAAUUUCUGCAUCAGCACAGUGUUGCAUUAUGCUGACUUGAUAAACCAACAGAUGACUUGGGUCCUCAAAUCAUAACUGAAUGGAACUUUUUUCCUUCCUCUCAACUUUACAUCAAUUAAUAUUGGAGCAGCUAUAUAAGUAAUUGUAACAAGUAUCAUAAUAAAAGAUCUAAUGAUCAUUUUAAGCUCUUACUAUUGAUUGUAGCAAACCUUAAAAUCUAACAGCGUGUUUGCGAUUGUUAUUUUGCUCUUUCCUCUUACUUUUGGUUUCAUUUUGAAUAAAUGUAAUUAUUGUGUUGUGCUUCUCGGUGCUACAGCUGCACUAUUUAAUGUAUCCAUGUAAUGAAGUGGUAUGUAAAAGUUUUAUCUUGAGAUAUAUAUUUGUGCUUGUGAGGCUUUUCUUAUGCACUCUUAUAGACAUAUAGUCUUUUAAAACAUUUUUAAUACUUUUUGGGAACAUCAGCGAUAUGUUUUAUUAUUAUUUUUAUUGCUAUUGGAGCAGUUCCAACAAAAUAAGAGAAGAAAAAAAAAAUAUUAGGUCAAAUAACUCAUUGCUAUUUGAUACCAAGUCAGCAGUACACACCAUGAUUGUGCAAGCCAUUUUAUAUACAUAUCUGUUUUAAAAUCCUUUCUUUGUUGGCCUUAUGUAGAAGAAGAUAAAUUUUAUUUCGUUUCUCUAUUUGCUGGCAGCCAUAGCAACCUGAAGUAACAGAAAACUGUGAUAUAUGUCAGACUGUCGAAAUGAAUUGAUGAGUCUCAUGUUUUGAAUUGAUACAAUUCAAGUUCCCAAGUAAUAUUGUAAUUUAUGGAGAUGCAUCUUUUGUACUUAGUUCAAGUACCUGGAAAGAAAAUGAACGUGUCAUCUUAUUGGUGCUUUUAUCACUAUCUGGUGUUAUACUGUAAAAUUGAGCCAUUCAUGUGGUGCAUUCUAAACAUUUUGGGGACAAAAGUAUAAAUAUUUUCUCUUUAGUUUUUAGCAGGUUUACUUUGCUGUUCUUUGUGACUGUUUUUAUAGCUCCUUACUGUAGAUUCUCCAAAUAUCCUGGCUUGUGAAUAUUACAUGUAGUUUUAUGUCUGUGGUGCUCAGUAAAUGUGCUUUUAUACACUGAGGAACACAAAACAGGGUAAGCUCAGUGUCAGAGGGCAGCUGACUUGCUGUUGUGAUUGAAUUAAGUCAGACAGGUUAUAUUUGUACAGUAAGUUAAUUUCCCCAUAUUGGACUUUUGGGAUUUAUGUUGUAAAUUAUGCCGGGUGUCAUUGUGUUUCUUUAGGUUUCAACUGAUUAAUUUCAACAAGGUGCUACUCAGCCUAGUAGAAAUGUACAAUGUGAAACUUUUGACGAGAUGAAAAGGCUUAUAAAUAAUGUACAGCAUAAACCUGUCGUAUACCUCAAAACUAGCUCGGCAAUAGGAUUAUUACAUAUCGGUCAUUGUCUGUGUGCUACUUUCACAAUAUUAGGCCACCAAAAGGCGAAAAGGAAGCUCUUGUUUUUACUUUCAGUGUGCUUUGAAAAUAUUAGUUGAAGUUUUAACAUUACUGUAAAAUCAGGGACAUUUUUAACUAAUUAUGUGUGCAUCUUUCGCAAAUCUGUGUUCAAACUUUUUUUUUUUUCCUUUAAACAGUCGGGGACUCGUUCUGAAUCCUGACUGUGUUCUUGUUUAAUAGAUUACACAUAAGUUCAAAUAAAAAAACAGAUGCUAUCCUGCAAAAUUUCUAUUUUAGCUAGUGAGAGGGUAUUUUCUUCAAAAUUAAUCAACAUAUAUGCACUCAGUUGUCAAAAGGGAAAGAUAAUGACUAAGUUAAAGCAAUCUGUUUGCCUUUGCCACGCAAGACCACAGCAGUGAUUGAUGCGACUGCACGUUUUGCGCCUGCAUGUUAGUAAAUUUAAUUUAUAACCACUGAGCAACUUAAUUAUUUCUUCCACUUAAUUAUGGCAAUUUAACUGAAUAUCAGUCGUACUUUAAUGAAAACUCUCCCCAGUUCUUUCACGUAUUGAUUUCUUUGAAAGCACUUCAUUUAUUUUUUAUUAAAAGAAGUAUGUAGUAAAAAAAAAAGUAAUGUUUUAUUUAAACAAAUUGUACAUGUGUUUAAAAAAAAGAAAUAAAUUAUGUUACAUUGUACAUAGCAAGAAUUUGUAUUGCAGGAGUACAACUCACUGACAUUCAUGUUAGGCUCUUUUUAUUCUGUCAAAUAGACCCUUGGCUCCACAUAUAUGACCUUUAGAAUAAAUUUAAAAAAAAUUUAAUAACCGGAGCUUUUCAAGGUGAAUGAAAUGAAAUGAAAUAAUGGAUUAUCCAGGAAGUUUUAUUUUUUAUUUUUUUGUAAAUACUACACUCACUUUCACAGCAAUGUUUACAGUUAUAGAAGCUAGCUCAGUUCUUUAGAGGCUCUGGUUUAUAAUCGUUUUGUAAAACGAAUCCUUCAUAAUAUUAAAGAAAAAAAAAAAAAGGUUGGAUUAUCAUUGUACAGGACCCAGCUACAGUAGCAGGUUGUCGAGAAAGCCGAGGCACCAGAAGCGGGUUUUAAAGCAUAGCCAUACUUGAAGAUGCUUCAGAGUGUUUCUGAGUGAGUCAACUUUACUUGAAUGACUUUCCUGACUUAACCUGUACAUUUUAUGUGCUGAACUGAGCGAGGUUAAGCCAGCACUUUGUACACACUUGGUCUUUUUGCAGUUAGACACUAAAAAAAAAAAAAAAAAAAAAUGU